Messenger RNA from Chinchilla lanigera (long-tailed chinchilla), 922 nucleotides. RefSeq names its product tumor necrosis factor receptor superfamily, member 13B (gene Tnfrsf13b). Gene Ontology annotation, cellular component: plasma membrane. The record is from RefSeq and is a predicted model, not a curated record. Lineage: Eukaryota; Metazoa; Chordata; Mammalia; Rodentia; Chinchillidae.
UGGGAGGGCGGCGGCUGAUUUACAUCCUCCAGGUCGAGGGGAAAACCCAGGAAGCGCAGCCCAGGCACUAAUCAAAUCUCAGGCUAAUAAUAAACCCCCUGAGUAAUGAGAGGCCUGGGCCAGAGCGGGCGAGGGCCGGAGCCGCGGGCGCCGGAGGCACACUAACCGUGUCUACAGGUUGCCAGCCAGCUGCGGAGUGAGGAGGAAGGAGCCUUUGCAGACCUGGCCUUGGCCUCCCUCAGGCUGCACAGGGCCUGUGGCCGGGAGUGGCCAUGGGGCUUUGCCCCGAAGAGCAGUACUGGGACGACCUGCUGAGCAGCUGCGUCUCCUGCAAGCCGGCCUGCGGCCAUCGGAGCCAGCGCACCUGCGCAGCCUUCUGCAAGUCACUCAGCUGCCGCAAGGAGCAAGGCAAAUACUAUGACCAUCUCCUGAGAGACUGCAUCAGCUGCAUCUCCAUCUGUGGGCAGCACCCCAAGCAGUGUGCACAUUUCUGUGAGAACAAGCUCCGAAGCCGGGGGAACCUCCCGCGAGAGGUGUGGAGACAGCAGGCUGGAGAGGCGGACACCGGGUCUGAUAACUUGGGAUGGUACCAGGGAUCGGAGGGCAGAGGCUCAGAGACAGGUCCAGCCCCGCUAGGACCAAAGCUGAGCAGCGACCAGCUGGCCCUGGUCUACUGCACGCUGGGGCUGUGUCUCUGCGCCAUCAUCUGCUGCUUCCUGGUGGCGGUGGCCUGCUUCCUCAAGAGAAGGGGUGACGCGCUGUCCAGCCUGCCGCCCACAGGCCGGUGCAGAGCCCGGGACAAGUCCUUGCACGACCCUGCGGCGGAAGCUGGUGGCGCUGCGGGCGCGGCGCCCGAGCCGGUGGAGACGUGCAGCUUCUGCUUCCCGGAGCGCAGGGCGCCCACCCAGGAGAGCGCGGGCGG